This is a messenger RNA of Microcebus murinus (gray mouse lemur), 998 nucleotides long. It is a transcript of the gene PNPLA4, whose product is annotated as patatin like domain 4, phospholipase and triacylglycerol lipase. The record is from RefSeq and is a predicted model, not a curated record. Gene Ontology annotation, cellular component: membrane; lipid droplet; cytoplasm. Lineage: Eukaryota; Metazoa; Chordata; Mammalia; Primates; Cheirogaleidae. Gene Ontology annotation, molecular function: retinyl-palmitate esterase activity; triacylglycerol lipase activity. Gene Ontology annotation, biological process: triglyceride catabolic process; lipid homeostasis.
CAACUAAGCACCCAAUCCCUUCCCUGCCCCGUCAAAACCUGGGCUCGCCGGGAGCGGUGGCCAGGACUGUCUCCUAGUGAACACCGGCGCGGCUGAGCCGCCUCCCCGCACAGCGCCCGGCCGCUGCAUCAGGAACAAAGGCCUCCGGUCCCUGAAUUCUAGCUAGAAUGAAGCACAUCAACUUGUCGUUUGCAGCGUGUGGGUUUCUGGGCGUUUACCACUUGGGGGCAGCAGCAGCACUUUGCAGACAUGGCAAAAGGCUCAUGAAGGAUGUCAAGGCCUUUGCAGGGGCUUCUGCCGGAUCCUUGGUUGCUUCUGUCCUCCUAACAGCACCCGAGAAAAUAGAGGAAUGUAACCAAUUUGCCUACAAGUUUGCCGAAGAAAUUAGAAGGCAGUCUUUCGGGGCAGUAACACCCGGUUAUGACUUCAUGGCCCGAUUGAGAAGCGGAGUGGAGUCGAUUCUUCCUUCCAACGCUCACGAGCUGGCCCAGAACCGACUGCACGUAUCCAUCACCAACACUAAAACCAGAGAAAAUUACUUAGUUUCAAAUUUUUCCUCCAGAGAAGACCUCAUUAAGGUCCUCUUAGCUAGCAGUUUCGUGCCCAUCUAUGCGGGCCUGAAGGCAGUGGAAUACAAAGGUCAGAAGUGGGCGGACGGCGGCCUCACUAACAGCCUUCCCAUCCUGCCUGUCGGUCGCACGGUGACCAUCUCCCCCUUCAGUGGACGGUUGGACAUCUCCCCACAGGACAAAGGGCAGCUGGAUCUGUAUGUUAAUAUCGCCAAACAGGACAUAAUGCUGUCCCUGGCAAACCUGGUGCGGCUCAACCAAGCCCUCUUCCCGCCGAGCAAGAGGAAAAUGGAAUCCCUGUAUCAAUGUGGUUUUGAUGACGCUGUUAAGUUUUUACUUAAAGAAAAUUGGUUUGAAUAAGAUGCUUAAAAGUCUAUGAUGCAAAACUGGUUUCAGACUGUUUUCUAAUUAAAUCCUUUUUUAAGAAUC